Messenger RNA from Porites evermanni, 11048 nucleotides. The record is from the annotation of a GenBank genome assembly. Lineage: Eukaryota; Metazoa; Cnidaria; Anthozoa; Scleractinia; Poritidae.
AUGAUAAAGCAAUAUUUUUACAGACGAAUUAUUCCCAGGCGGAUUGUAAUCGGCCCAUUAUUUUCUGAAAAUGGUGCUAGCAGAAAGCUGGUUUAUUAAACGCGUUGAGGAGCUAAUUGCUCACUUAAAAGAAACCUCCUUGGAUGAAGAGAAAGACGAAGCCAUUUUGAGGCAUAUUGAGUGGAUGGAAUCGAACGAAUCUGCAACUGUGCCCGACUUUGAAGCCAAUUUGGAAUGGUUAAACUGUACCAGUCCGUUGUCCUUCCAGGAAAAACUUCGAGGAAAAGUGUGUGUUUUGGAUUUUUUCACGUAUUGCUGUAUAAACUGCAUGCAUAUUUUGCCGGAUCUUGAAGCGCUAGAACAACUUUACUCUGAGAAAGAUGGUCUUGUGAUCGUGGGAGUACACUCGGCGAAGUUCGAGAAUGAAAAAUCAUCCACAAACAUUUUGAGUGCAGUGUUACGAUACGACAUCAGGCAUCCAGUUGUGAAUGACUCAGAAGCAAAGUUAUGGCACACUCUCUCUGUUCAGUGUUGGCCUACACUAGUUGUUGUGAGCCCAGAAGGGAAAAUCUUACUUAGCUUAAUAGGCGAGGGUCACAGAGACACUCUCUUGCAGUUUGUAGGCUCAGCCUUGAACUUUUACAAACAAAAAGGUAGGCGAGAAUCUUUCAUUUGAUCUAAAAAGUUAGGAGGGAGGGUGGUGGGAAUACAAUAACUGGCUUAAAUGCUUUUAUUGAUGUAAAGCCAACUAUGAAAGACAUCUAGAAAAGGUAACUUCCAUUGGUAGCAAUCAGUUUGUAAGAAUUGGCUAUCCAGAUUUGUUAAUCAUGUUUGAUUAAUGGAGUCAAAUGUCCCAUCAGCUAGACCACCCAAAAUGUGAAGAGUAAAGCCUAGUUCUCAUAUGCUGCUGAGCUACCUGCGACACGACUCUGACAUAGGUGCCAGUACUGCCUGUGGUACCGUUCCAAUAUGAGAACAGAAGUCGCUGGCAGUAGAGGCCAUGUCAGUCUUUACAGCUGGCAUGCCCGCGAAGUUGACACAAGUUCAACUUCACAGGCAUGCUGGUGGUAAAGACCCGCGAUUUUUCUUGAGCCAGCAGUGAUAUGUUCUCAUAUGUUGGAGUAGUAUCGCAGGCAGCACCAGCGGCUUCUUUGCAGUUACUUCAGUGACACAUGGGAACCAGGCUUAAGUGGUCACUCACAAGAAUCAAACAACAGGGAAGAGAGGUUCUGCCAAUCUAUCUUUUGGAAACAUACGUUAUCAACUGAGCAUGGGUUAAGAUGGCUGGAUGUUUGCCAUGUUUUUAGUUGCAUUUGUGUGGAGCGAGACAAAGUUUAGGUGCACUGCAACAUAAAUGAAGUAGGAAGCCAGGAAAGCAGGAAAGUGCGGGUGAUCCCGAUCCUCGGAUCUUAUGUUCUGAUUGGGUAGUCAAUCAGAAUGAAGGAUAGGUUAAUGCUUAUGGGUAGUGUUGCUUAUAAUACGUGGUCACACAUGGUGGUUCAACUACGAGACAAAUUAAAUCACAUACCUACAUACACGUACACUGUGCACUAUAUUUUUUCUUGUUUGACUUUUUUCCUUCCUGUUUGUCUUUGUGUUUUUGUGUUGUACAGUCAAACUGUCUGUAAGAUAAUGAAUUCCCCAAAGCCCAAGAUUUACAAUAUAGUAAACUGUGGUUGCUUAUGGGAUAUGCUUGUUUGGGAGGAGUGUCAAUUCUAGUGCUUUUGACUAGGGAAAAUGUUAUUUUGGAAUUUUAGAUCUUCUUCAUUUAUAUUUUUAUAACCCCCCAAAAAAUGUCCAUCAUGAUGCCUUGAUAAAUUUUAUGCUAAUUUAGCUUAAACAUAUAACACACUUCCUUUAAAUGUCAUAUUAUAUUAUUAUUCAGGUUUUAUUAUUUUGUUAGGGAAAGUGAGUGAUCAUUCUAUUGGAGUUUCUCUAGCAAAAGAACACCUUCCUCUGACAAAUCUCUCAUUUCCUGGGAAAAUAUGUAUGGACAGUGAAGGGAAAAGACUGGCAGUAGCGGAUACAGGACAUCAUAGAAUACUAGUAAUAAAUAAAGAAGGAAUUGUAUUGAAAGUUAUUGGUGGAGGAGAGAAAAAUGAAGCUGGAAAUGUUGAUGGGACAUUUUCAGAAGCACGAUUCCAUUCACCGCAAGGAGUAGUAUUUGAAAAUGAGGUCAUUUUUGUUGCUGAUACAGAAAAUCAUACAAUGAGACAGGUACAGUAUAAUGGUAACUUAAAAUGACUACAUGCUUGUGCUGUUCUAGAAAACAGGUAAAUUGUACCGUAUACUAUCUUUUCCAGUGAGGGUGUUUGAGUAGUCCCAGCCCUUCGUGUCUUAAGAAAUUUAGUACAUGGUGGCUUUGUUUUUUUAAUGAAAUCCCCUACCCCUUUAUAAGAACUUCCAGUCAAACUUAUUAAUAUUAUUAAAACAUGAGUAGUUCUGUCUUAAAUCACUAGCAGACAGUGACAAUAUUCAGGAGUGUUAAUUGUCUACUGGUCAUAAAACCACAAUCUACUUUAACCUGUGCCAUAGACAAAACUGAACCCCUGGGGAAGUUCAUCUGUGGAUCAUUGCUGAAAUCCUUGUUCUGGGCCCCAACCUGCCUAUCAUUCACCAUGAACAAAGAUCUUGACGCUACUUCGCAGAAGUUACUAAACGGGGUUAGAUUACACCUGCUACACAGGCUACACUACUGCUGCUGUUGCCAGCAGUUUGAUUUCCUCAGGGCUUGCCUCCUAUUUCCUUGCAAUACAAGAACUAUCUUGAAGGAGAGCACUAACUACAAAGCCAUGAUGGGAAUGGGGACUUGCUACUUCUUUACGCUACUCUUGGCAACAAAACUGCUAGCUUUCCAGGAAACACAAUAGAGGAGAAAAGUGAUGAUGUCACAAAAUACUAAAUUAGUGAAAUUAUAGGAUUGGUUGGCAUACCAAGAAAGAAUAAGAUGAAAAAUGUUCACCUGCCAAAAACCAGCCUGUUAGUGCAAAUUAGUGAGAAGAUAUAGCGAUGUUAAGCACUAUUGACUCCAUAUAAAUCCGUCUAUUUCUGACCCCUAAUUUGCGCUAACAGGCUAUUUUUGGCAAGGAGGCUUUUUUAUCCUGUUCUUUCUGAAUUUGUUUACCAAUUCCAUAAUUUCACAAAUUUGAAUUCUUGUGACCUUACACUUCUCUUUUCUAAAAUCCUUCAGAGAUAUUUGCCAGCAACAAUUUUUUUUCUUAAUUUUAUGGUAAAAUUCUAAAUUAUUAAUUUAAGUUAUGUUUCUCUUUGUCUCUGUAGAUUAAACUAGAAACAGGACAAGUUAUUACCAUCGCUGGAAAUGGCAAACAAGGAAGUGACAAGGAAGGUGGAAAAAUUGGAACUGUACAGAGCAUCAGUUCACCAUGGGAUGUGGCCAUUGGUCCACCUCCAGGUUUGUAUAAUAAUUAUAUUCUAAUUCUAAUAUUAAUAAUAAUAAUAAUAAUAAUAAUAAUAAUAAUAAUAUAACAUAAUAUAAUUAUCAUUAUUACAAUAUAAUAACAUUGUUAUUUAAUAAUUUAUAAUUAUCGCAAUAUACAGGGUUUGUACAGAUUCUGGAAUUCUUUUAAGUCUUGGAAUUUUCAAAGCAAUUUUCCAGACCUCAAAAAGGUCUUGAAAGUGGAGAGAAAGUACAGAAAAGUGGUAACAGGUCUGAAGUUUUGUUGUUGUUGUUGUUUAUUUAAAGCUACGGUAUGGUACACUACAGGUGCUUGAUACAUACAGCUGAAGGUGAUUUUUUCCCUGUGGACAAAUUUUCAUUAACCUUGCCUGUACUGAGCCAGGACAUUCAAUCACAGAAUGAGAAGUAUCAGAACUCUCAGCCUCAGUCCGCAUUGCACCAUGGUUACUGCCUGCUGCAGAUUCAUGAUUCAGCAGUGCCAGAACUAAAAAGUGUCUCAUUUGUAAAGACAAUAUGGUUGGAGCUUAACGAUAAGCUCUUUGGCAUUAACAAGCAAAAGAAACUUACAGAUGGAGAUGCUCCUCAUUUUUGAACUUGGGAUCUGCCAGCAAUGUGGUCUUUACAGUGUCUUCCAGUACGCUUUGUUUUUCACUCACAUUACCAUUCCAUUCCCAAUGUUCUUAAUUUGUAGCACGAUUUCAUAGUUGCAACAAAACCAACGUUGUUCCACUGAUUACGACUGAGCAAAGUCCUAAAUCUUUGGACAUUUCUGACACUUUUAAAAGAUACAUGCAAAUUAUAUCAAAGAUAACAAAUAACUAUUCCUGCAGGACCUACGCAAGACGGCAGCUCAAGUGAUGUUUUGUACAUUGCCAUGGCUGGCACACAUCAAAUCUGGUCGUUUUACUUGAAAGACAGUUCUUGGCUUAAAGGAGGGUCAGUUAUCAACCUUAAUGAAUCCUUUCACUUCUAUCAGUAGACCAAUAAUAACUUUGAGAAAUCAAUAUAUGUUGAUAAAAUCCUACAAAAUCUGAUAAAAUAAUAGCACUAUGCAAAAGUGCUGCCAAAGAGGUCUCAUUUGAGUGGUAACACCAUAGGAUUUCAUCCACAGACUCAAAAGUUAGAACUACAUACUAAAUAAAUAGUUCCAUGUGAAAGAACUGCGAAGAGGUUUCAUUUGAAUGGUAACACCAAAGGAUUUCGUCUACAGACUCAAAAGUUAGAACUACGUGCUAAAUAAGUAGUACCUUGUGAAAGUACUGCUGAAGAAGUUUCAGUUGAAUGGUAACACCAAACGAUUUCGUCCGCAGACUCAAAAGUUGAACUUCAUACUAAAUAAAUAGUACCAUGUGAAAGUACUGCUAAAAAGGUUUCAUUUGAAUGUUAACACCAUAGGAUUUCGUCCACAGACUCAAAAGCUAGAACUACAGACUAAAUAAACACAGUCGACUCCCGAUAAUUCGAACCUUUAAGGGAAAGAGAAAAUACAGUCGACUCGCUAUAAUUCGAACCUUCAAGGGAAAGAGAAAAUAGUUCGAGUUACCGGGAGUUCGAGUUAUCGCGGGUAAAAUUAUAUAGAAAGCGAUCUGAAGGGAAAUGUAAAUUGCUUCGAGUUAUAGAGGGUUCGAGUUACCGGGCCGGAUUCGACUGUAGUUCGAGUUACCGGGAGUUCGAGUCAUCGAGGGUAAAAUUACUAUAGAAAGCAAGCUGAAGGGAAAUGUAAAUUGCUUCGAGUUAGCGUGAGGUUCGAGUUAUAGAGGGUUCGAUUUACUGCGAUUCGACUGUAGUACCAUAUGAAAGUACUGCCAGAGAGUUUCCAUUUGAAUGGUAACACCAUAGGAUUUCAUCCGGAGACUCAAAAAUAAGAACGACAUACUAAAUAAAUAGUACCAUAUGAAAGUACAGCUAAAGAGUUUCUAUUUGAAUGGUAACACCAGAGGAUUUCAUCCAGAGACUCAAACGUCAGAACUACAUACUAAAUAAAUAGUUCUGUGUAAAAGUAUAUGUAUUGUUGAAGUGGUUUCAUUUGAGUUGCAACACCAAUUGAAAGAAUUUCUUGCUUAGCUUUAAAAGUAAGAGGCAUGAAUAACUCACGCGACCAAGAAUCAACCAAUGUUAGUCUGUCAUUAAAUUGAGCGAAAGUCUUGAAAUAUAACAAGUUGGUAUGCCUUAUACACCUGCUCCAUACGUCACACCUUCUAGGACCCAAGUGCAAGGCACUUGUCUUCGUUUUGCUGGGAGUGGAGCGGAAGAGAAUCGAAACAACAGUUAUCCCCACAAAGCUGCGUUUGCACAGCCUUCUGGUGUCAGUCUUGCUCUGGAAAAACCGCACAGGUGUUUGUUUGUGGCUGACAGCGAGAGCAGUAGUGUGCGAACAGUUGAUGUGGCCACUGGUGGCACAAAAGCUUUGGUAGGAGCCGAUAGAGACCCGACUGUAAGUAUGAAGCAAGCUGUUAUUACAGAGAUUUAGAACCACGUUUACGGCAAUCGUCAAAUUGUAUCACGUAAACAAGUUGUCCUUUAACUUGCCAUCUGCCGUUUAUUUUAUCCUUUAAAAAUAAGCAAUUUUAUGUCGCUCUCAUCCAUAAGAAUCAUUUUUGACAGCUUUUACCUGCUGACUUUCUAAUUUGAGAAAUUUUUAACUUGAAUCUCGCGUUUGCCAUUUGUCGUAAACGUGAUUCUAAAUCUCUCUACAGGGUGUCCCGAAAGGUCGUUCCUCUUCUUUAUUAGCCUGUAAUGCAGUAUGAUUGGACAUAAACAAAUCGUUUAAAGAAAAGUCUUGUCUUUUCAAUCGAAUUUAAUAUUAUUUUCAUACUUGUGCCAUCUUUCGACUCGGAUAUUCGAUUUGCCUACUUUCGUGCCAAAGGUGCACUUGCGCGAGUACAUUUUCCCGCCGUAUAUUUUUUUUGUUUUUUGUAACUUGUCGUCUCAUUUUAAGAGAGUAAACAAACUCGACCAGGAUUACUCGUAUUGGCAAUUUUUAUCACUUGCAUUGUUUGCCCCAUGAUAUACCACGUGACGUUGCACUGUCCUUGUUAUCUUAUCAGUCCUAUUAAAAGCACGUGCAAAUUAAGAUGGCGGGUAUUGUGAGGUCUAUUUGGGUGAACGAAUUAUUUUUGAGUAUGUAGAGGGCGUUACAGGUUUUCGAAAGAGAAAGUAGAAUUUGGGUGCCUAAUUCCUUGGCUUUUUACGCGCAUACAAUUUCCUUUUUUCUCCACUUUCGAACAUCCACUAACCGACCAAGAGGGAAUUCAAAAGUAGCUUUUAUAUGAUUUGUAUUCUAUAUUAAAUGUUUCGUGCUUUUCAAAAUGACAACUUAGGAUUUUUUGUUUUUCGUUUUCAGAAUCUGUUCGCAUUUGGUGAUCAGGAUGGCAAAGGUAUUGAUGUUAAGUUGCAACAUCCAUUAGGUGUGGCCUGGAACCCACAUUCACAGAAACUCUAUGUUGCAGAUUCGUAUAACCACAAGGUAAUGAUUGUCUCUUAUCCCAACUGCCCGGCAACUUGUUUGCUGAUAUCCUUCCCAGAUAAGUGGUAAUUUUCUCUGAAAAUUCUUUGUUUUCCGGGGAUUCGUCUUACGCCUUAUCAGUAUAUCAGAGCUUACGACUGAAAAUCAGCAGUCCGUUUCUUUUUCUUAAGGACUAUAUUAUCACACGGCGUUAGCGGCUGUUCCUUACUACACGGUAUAUACAUUGUAGCAAGUGGAAAGCAGCAAGAGUCCAAAACAAUAUCUUUUAAAUCGGCCGUCAGUUUUUAAUCGUCACGGAAUUAACCCUCUCUUUUGCCUUUUCUGGUUGUCCAAGUUAUUGACGGUAGCGUUGCUGUAAUAAUCACGUGGCUUUAAACAAUGGAUAUCGUAUAAACUCGAAUAAGCGCCAUCGUCGGAUAAGCGCCGCAUUUGAAAAAAAAAUAGAAAUAAAAAAGAACGUUUAUCAGCUUCGCCCCCGAAUAAGGGCCGCGGCGCCAAUAUAAUCAAAAUAAUAAAGACAUAAGUAAAUGGAUUAAUGAAUGAAUGAAUCAAUCAAUCCAUCCAUCCAUCCAUCCAUCCAUCCAUCCAUCCAUCCAUCCAUCCAUCCAUCCAUCCAUCCAUCCAUCCAUCCAUCCAUCCAUCCAUCCAUCCAUCCAUCCAUCCAUCCAUCCAUCCAUCCAUCCAUCCAUCCAUCCAUCCAUCCAUCCAUCCAUCCAUCCAUCCAUCCAUACAUACAUACAUACAUACAUACAUACAUACAUACAUACAUAAAGACGUUAAUUCUGUUUGGUUAAUACGGGAAAUACUGAUGCGGUAGCUAAAACAAUUCUUUGUCUGCACGUCCAACUUUCAGAUAAACGCCAUCGAAUAAGCGACGCAUUUGAGGCGGAAAACGAACAUGUAAUAAGCGUCGCGAAGCUUAUCCGAUUAAAUACGAUUAUAUACAGCUAUUUCGAGAAAGGUUGUCGGAAAAAGUGCACGCGACAAUCUCGAAAGGUAUUGUGGGUGGUUUUAAGUUCACUGUUCUUCAAAGAAAUUUAAUAGAAUGGCAGGAGAGGCCAUGGACAUAUGUUUGUGAGUGCUAAAGGAAAGCAAGAAAAGUUAUAAGUUCGACAGCUACAGUGUCUGGAACAAUGUAUUGCUCUUAUCCCAUAUUACCUUUCAGGAUUGUCGCGUGCACAUUUUUCCGACAACUUUCUCGAAAUAGCUGUAAACAACUCAAGGCCCGAUAAAUGUAUUUUUCGAUUCGCUCUGACAAAUGGCUAACGCUUGAAACGUCAUCUUUUUAGAUCACAUUAUGGUGAUUAACUCACUAUACCAACUACUGGGGCCAGUAAAAACCCUUCAAUUUCUUGCUAGUGAUGAUGCUCUAGUUUUAAAAAAUAGAAAUAUUGGAAGGAUUGAUCUUAACUUUAUUUUACCAUUAUGACGCAUUGGAUUCCUAUCCUAGAUGGGUUAUACUAAAAUUAAUUAAUCGGUUGAUUAGUUAAUUAAUUCACGGACUGAUUUUAAUUAAUUUAUUGCAGAUUAAAGUUAUUGAUCCUGUGAAAAAAACUUGUGAAUCUUUUCUGGGCACUGGUAAACCAGGUCUUUCUUCUGGCGAGGGAAACGCGAUUCAGUUUGAUGAACCAGGUGGCUUGUGUGUGAGUCCAGAUGGAGAGACGCUAUAUGUGGCAGAUACUAACAACCAUGCCAUUCGAGUUAUUGACUUAAAAACUAAAAAAGCGUCACAGGUGAGAGUUCAAUGUUUUCUGUUCCUCCGGCUUUAAAAUGUAAUCCAGUCUUAUGAAAUAUAGAACAAUAUGGUAACAAGUAUUUCCUGCCACAAGCGAUUUUUGGACAAGACACAGUGUAGAAAUUUAUGGAGUUUCUUUUUUUUUUUUUUAAAGAAAAAUCCGUAAUGUGUUAAGAAUAGGUAGAAUAGGCAUAUUAAUAUAUAUUUUUCCUUCUUUUGGGUUUUCCAGCUCGUUCUGAUUUCUGAAAAAGUCAACCGUAUUAAAUAAGUCCGGUACCCGCGGGGUUUUAAUGGGCUAAAUGGAGUUUUUUUAGAAGUUUUCUUGGUCAUAAUCGUUAUUGUGUUGAUUGGUGAUAGGCAAACAUUCUUGGUGAGAAAUUUAGAUACAUGUAAUCCAGUCGACUCACAAUGGACGUUAUAAUUGAGCAAGUAACUGAGCAAUCAAUCAGUCAGUCCGUCAGUCGAUCAUUCAAGGAGUCGAUCGAUCGGUGUCCGUCGGACCGUCAGACCGUCCGUCCGUCGUCCUUCAGUCAUACAGUCAGUCUUUCAGUCAGUCAGUCAGUCAGUCCGUCAGUCUUUCAGUCAGUCAGUCAGUCAGUCAGUCAGUUGGCGAUUCAGUCAAUCGAUCCUUCAUUCAGUGUCUGUGUGAACCAAUAAAUCUAAUCAAACAGCUGUUUUCAAGCAAGCUUUCUUCUUCGUAGUUGGAUAUCAUCGAGCGCCCUCAAACUCCAAAAGCCCUUGUGGACGGACAAACGAGCAAAGAAAAGGUCGUGGUAAAACGGUUAACUUCGAAACGAACCCCUGUCAAUUCCAAAGAGCCAAUUCAUGUGUGCAGCAACGCUUCCUUAGAUGUUACGUUCGAAAUCAGACUCCCCGCGGGCUGUUACUUAACAGAAGGCGUGACGAGUAAUUGGCAGUUCAUGGUCUUCAGGCCACAAGAAGGUAAAUGAGGUUGUUUUACUCAUUGAUCUCUAGGUUGACAAUGUGUCCUCUUAACAAACCUGUUUUGUUUCCAAAGGUGCGUUAGGCGAUUUUGGCUUGAAUUUAAUACAUUCACUUUGCUAAAAACGUCUCUCACUGUUCUUGCUAAUUGAUUGUACCCGCCCCUCAAGUUCCGUGAAACGAAAAUAUCGUACGUAAAUAUGUCCGCGAUUCCCUUGGACUUCAAAGUAGCCGUCGUCAUUCUACCAUGGAUAUUAGGGAAAAUGUCUUAGUGACGGAAGCAAGUUAUCAAAUGUUAGAACGUUUAUUAUUUGUCAAUUACCGUUUACCUUUUCUGGUCAAAAACUAAAGUAAAUCAAAUAUAAAACAUGAUUAAUAAUAAUAAUAAUAAUAAUAAUAAUGAUGAUGAUGAUGAUAGUAAUAAUAAUAACAAUAACAAAUAAAUAAAUAAAUCAAAUGAAGCUUUCCAGCAACAAACAAAUCUCGUAGUCGUCCUUUACCUCAAAUCUAAAGGUCUCUAUUGCUACUUUGUAGAAAAUGUAUCAUUCUCAGAAGAUAAGUCAUCGUUAAUGCUUAAUACGAUUAGUUCUGCACUUUGCUUAAAUGUUUCUUGCUACAUAUUCUAGAUAAGGAAGCCAUUCAAGAACAGUUUAAGCUGGAACCUCCAUCGGGCGUCUUGACCAAGGACUCCAUGCGUGGUAUUUGCUCCAUCCGGAUACCAGACGGGGACUGGGAGCCACAAACAACCGCAAGGGUUAGUAAUUUGUAGUUACAAUAUUCAUACUCACGCAUGUUUAUCUUAAACUUAACGUACUUAAUUAUCGUUUGUUCCAAUGGCUUUUUGUUUAGUUAUCUAUUUAUUCAUUCAUUAUAUAAUUGAAUUUAUUAUCAUAUUUUUGUUAUGGUAGGCGGAGGCCAUAGUUUAUUUCUGUGAGCCAAGUGGUACAUGCAGAAUGGAGGAGGUAGUCUACGAAGUAGUGCUGCUAAAAACAGGCGCAAGGGGUCAAAGUUCCCUCCAAAUAAACCACGAAUGCAAGUUGUAAAUCAAGAAUACGAAGAUUGCUGUGAAGGAAAUUUGAAAUGUCAGGAUAAACGACAACCAUGAAUGACACAUGCUCACUUUUUUGUAAUACGCAAACCAAGAGGUUACAUAUACAUUACCAGAAUUAACUUUAAAAAUUAAACAAGUAAGUUUGAACGAGUGGUCGUUAGACCACAAUGGAAGAAGAGCUGUUAAGACUGAUAACAAUUUUGAAUUUAGAAGGCAAAGCGUUUGUCAUCUAAUACUUUGGUUAUUCUUAAACAAAUUCCUUCUUUUUUUAAAUUUAAUUAUGAUGCAUCAUUUCUUGUGAGAUGUGUUUUAUGUACUUAAAGGUUAAAAGAUAGAAACUCUGUCAAAACCUUCCAAUUUUGAAUUCCUAGAAAGAAACUUGAAUAUUACAGAAAUCCAAAGGAUAUUUUUGACCCGGAGCGAUUGAACCCACGAC